UAUUUCCUGAAAUGAACACAUAGGCAAUUGAUAAGUUGUACGAGGGACGGUGAAGGAGACGAAAAACUUGGCUAAAACCCCGAAUAUCUUUAGAUAUUUCGUCAAAUUUCAUUUAAUCUAAGGGGGUUGUCGCUGUUCGGUUUACACCUUCGUUAAAUGCUCGACUGCAGCGUCCGGCGGUUCUGACGCGCCAGGUGCCGCGAUGCCGACGAGUUGGCAGCGGGGGCAAAUGCCAUCGUUUUCAUGGAGCGUUGGGCGAUGGCUGGCGCUGUCGUUGGUCCCGGUCGCCAUGGCGCUGGAGGCCCCGGCGUCCGUCCUGGUGGACUGGCGGGACGUGUGGAUGUCCCGCCUCCUCCUCAACCUGCUGGGAUACGCCACCAUCCUCAUCCCCGGAUACCUGCUCAUCCAAUACUUCAAACGCAUCGACUACCUGGAGACAGGUCGGGGCCUGUGUUUCCCUGUUAUAAAGACCUGUGUAUUUGGAGGUGAAUCAAAGGCGGGGCUUCUAGAUGAUCCGUCAGCGGCACCCAGAAAUGAAAUCGAGUCGUCCUCACCAACCAGACAAGCACUGAAGCUUUUAUUCUGCGCCGUGGGACUGCAGACCUCGUACCUGACGUGGGGCCUCCUGCAGGAGCGCGUGAUGACGCGCGCGUACGGGGCGGGCGAGGCGGGGGCCGGGGGCGGGGCCACGGGCGGCGGGGAGCGCUUCCAGGACUCCCAGUUCCUGGUGUUCAUGAACCGCAUCCUGGCGCUGACGGUGGCCGGGCUCUGGUGCCUGGUGUUCAAGCAGCCGCGGCACGCCGCGCCCAUGUUCAAGUACUCCUUCGCCUCGCUGUCCAACGUGCUGAGCAGCUGGUUCCAGUACGAGGCCCUCAAGUACAUCAGCUUCCCCAUGCAGGUGCUGGCCAAGGCCUCCAAGGUCAUCCCCGUCAUGCUGAUGGGGAAGGUGGUGUCGCGGAAGAGCUAUGAGUACUGGGAGUACCUGACGGCGGCGCUCAUCUCCGUGGGCGUCAGCAUGUUCCUGCUGUCCAGCGACGAGCGGGAGCACCCCUCCACCAUCACCACCUUCUCCGGCCUGGUCAUCCUGGGCUGCUACGUGGUGUUCGACAGCUUCACCUCCAACUGGCAGGACAACCUGUUCCGCUACAAGAUGUCGUCGGUGCAGAUGAUGUUUGGCGUGAACCUGUUCUCCUGCCUGUUCACCGCCGUGUCUCUGGUGGAGCAGGGCGCCUUGCUGGACUCGCUGGCGUUCAUGACGCGCCACCCGGAGUUCACCUUCCACGCCGUGCUGCUGUCCGUGUGCUCCGCCUGCGGCCAGCUCUUCAUCUUCUACACCAUCGGCCAGUUCGGCGCGGCCGUCUUCACCAUCAUCAUGACCCUGAGGCAGGCCUUCGCCAUCCUGCUGUCCUGCCUGGUGUACGGGCACGCCGUCAGCGUGGUGGGCGGGCUGGGCGUGGCCGUGGUCUUCCUCGCCCUCUUCCUCCGCGUCUACGCCCGCAGCCGCAUGAAGAAGAGCAAGAAGCCCGCCGGCCCGCCGGCCGUGCAGAAGGUCUGAG
This is a messenger RNA of Conger conger (European conger), 1556 nucleotides long. RefSeq names its product solute carrier family 35 member B2 (gene slc35b2). Gene Ontology annotation, molecular function: 3'-phosphoadenosine 5'-phosphosulfate transmembrane transporter activity. Lineage: Eukaryota; Metazoa; Chordata; Actinopteri; Anguilliformes; Congridae. Gene Ontology annotation, cellular component: endoplasmic reticulum membrane; Golgi membrane. The transcript has 4 exons. Gene Ontology annotation, biological process: transmembrane transport. The record is from RefSeq and is a predicted model, not a curated record. The coding region runs from base 203 to 1555 and encodes 450 amino acids.